Molecule: messenger RNA, 2985 nt
Organism: Arvicanthis niloticus (Nile rat)
Lineage: Eukaryota; Metazoa; Chordata; Mammalia; Rodentia; Muridae
Gene: Fxr1
Product: FMR1 autosomal homolog 1
Biological process (GO): regulation of mRNA stability; regulation of translation at presynapse, modulating synaptic transmission; positive regulation of translation
Cellular component (GO): cytoplasmic stress granule; neuron projection; nucleus
Molecular function (GO): mRNA 3'-UTR binding; translation regulator activity
Source: RefSeq, a predicted model, not a curated record
AGCGGCGCCGCUAGCGGAGAGCCCGGGAGCGGGCCGGGAGCGUCCCGCCCUCCCGCCCGCCCCUCCCCCGCGGCGCUAGCCCCUCCCCCCUCCUCCCCUCGCGUUGGAAAGUUUCUAGAAUCUCUUCCCAGCAGCCUUUGCGGUUCCAACAUGGCGGAGCUGACGGUGGAGGUUCGCGGCUCCAACGGGGCUUUCUACAAGGGAUUUAUCAAAGAUGUCCACGAAGACUCCCUCACAGUUGUUUUUGAAAAUAAUUGGCAACCAGAACGCCAGGUUCCGUUUAAUGAAGUUCGAUUACCACCACCACCUGAUAUAAAAAAAGAAAUUAGUGAAGGAGAUGAAGUAGAGGUAUAUUCAAGAGCAAAUGACCAAGAGCCAUGUGGAUGGUGGCUGGCUAAAGUUCGGAUGAUGAAAGGAGAAUUUUAUGUCAUUGAAUAUGCUGCUUGUGAUGCCACUUACAAUGAAAUAGUCACAUUUGAACGACUUCGGCCUGUCAAUCAAAAUAAAACUGUCAAAAAAAAUACCUUCUUUAAGUGCACAGUGGAUGUUCCUGAGGAUUUAAGAGAAGCGUGUGCUAAUGAAAAUGCCCAUAAAGAUUUUAAGAAAGCAGUAGGAGCGUGCAGAAUUUUUUAUCAUCCUGAAACUACCCAGCUAAUGAUACUGUCGGCCAGUGAAGCAACUGUGAAGAGAGUAAAUAUUUUAAGUGAUAUGCAUUUGAGAAGUAUUCGGACGAAGUUGAUGCUUAUGUCCAGAAAUGAAGAGGCCACUAAGCAUUUAGAAUGCACAAAACAACUUGCAGCAGCUUUUCAUGAAGAAUUUGUUGUGAGAGAAGAUUUAAUGGGCCUGGCAAUAGGAACGCAUGGUAGUAACAUACAACAAGCUAGGAAGGUUCCUGGAGUUACUGCCAUUGAGUUAGAUGAAGAUACCGGAACAUUUAGAAUCUAUGGAGAGAGUGCUGAGGCUGUAAAAAAAGCUAGAGGUUUCUUGGAAUUUGUGGAAGAUUUUAUUCAAGUUCCCAGGAAUCUUGUUGGAAAGGUAAUUGGAAAAAACGGCAAAGUUAUUCAAGAAAUAGUGGAUAAAUCUGGUGUGGUUCGAGUAAGAAUUGAAGGUGACAAUGAAAAUAAACUACCUAGAGAAGAUGGAAUGGUUCCAUUUGUAUUUGUUGGCACUAAGGAAAGUAUUGGAAAUGUGCAAGUUCUUCUAGAGUAUCACAUUGCUUACUUAAAGGAAGUGGAACAACUUAGAAUGGAACGCCUGCAGAUUGAUGAACAGCUGCGACAGAUUGGUAUGGGUUUCAGACCUUCUUCCACCAGAGGGCCUGAAAAAGAGAAAGGAUAUGCCACUGAUGAAAGUACCGUCUCUUCUGUACAAGGUUCUAGGUCUUAUAGUGGAAGAGGCAGAGGUCGUCGGGGCCCUAAUUACACCUCCGGUUAUGGUACAAAUUCUGAGCUGUCUAACCCCUCCGAAACAGAAUCUGAGCGUAAAGAUGAGCUGAGUGAUUGGUCAUUGGCAGGAGAAGAUGACCGAGAGACUCGACAUCAGCGAGACAGCAGGAGACGCCCAGGAGGAAGAGGCAGAAGUGUUUCUGGGGGACGAGGUCGUGGUGGACCACGUGGUGGCAAAUCCUCCAUCAGUUCUGUGCUCAAAGAUCCAGACAGCAAUCCAUACAGCUUACUUGAUAAUACAGAAUCAGAUCAGACUGCAGACACUGACGCCAGCGAAUCUCACCACAGUACAAACCGUCGUAGGCGGUCUCGUAGACGAAGGACUGAUGAAGAUGCUGUUCUGAUGGAUGGGAUGACUGAAUCUGAUACAGCUUCAGUUAAUGAAAAUGGGCUAGUCACAGUUGCAGAUUAUAUUUCUAGAGCUGAGUCUCAGAGCAGACAAAGAAACCUCCCAAGGGAAACUUUGGCUAAAAACAAGAAAGAAAUGGCAAAAGAUGUGAUUGAAGAGCAUGGUCCUUCAGAAAAGGCAAUAAAUGGUCCAACUAGCGCUUCUGGCGAUGAAAUUCCUAAGCUACCGCGUACUCCAGGAGAAGAAAAGACUAAGACCUUAAAAGAAGAGAGCACUCAAGAAGCAGCAGUCCUGAAUGGUGUUUCAUAACUGAAGGAAGUUCCUAGUUUACAGUUCUUUUACAUUACAGUUACAAUAGUGCUUGUACAAGCUUGCCAAAGAUAGAAUACGGAUCGCCAGUCUUACAUCGCACUUUCAGUUCCUCCAUUUGGAAUUCAGAAAGGGGAGGGAUCCUGAAGAAAUCAUAUGUUAAACAUACUUUGACACCUACUGUGUUAAAAAUAUAUCAUCAGAUGUGCCUUGAGAAUAGUAUAUGUAACAUUAAAAAAAGUUGCUGGCUAUAGGAAAUGUUAUUUUGUUUUCAAAAUAUGGCAGAGAUGGGGGGAGGUGGGUGGGGUGGGGUCCCUAACAUAAUAUUCUUUAUGAAAGCAUUAGCUGCUUUUGUUACAUUUUUAAUAAUAUGCAACCACUUCUUCACCUGAGGAAAACUAGAAUGAAGCAGUCUAAAAUAUUUUGCACUGAAUUGUAAUUUCUUCAUUAGUUUAGUCUGGAAACUGGUCUGUUUAAUGUGUUUUUUAAAUGCUGUUUGUAGAGGCAAUUCUGCAGACCACUGGAAAUACAUGUUAACUCAUCUGCAGGGAUACUGGGUGAUAUUGGCAGUGACUGUUCUACAUUGAGGCUUUGUUUGGUUUAUUUAUUAAAGUGUACAGUAUUUAAAAAUCAAACAUAGCUUUAGUUGAAACACUAAGCUGAUUAGUCAUGUCCAUUCAGACAUAGCCUGAACUACUGAAAAGAUCAAUUUCCAGAAGGUUUAUUCUGUAUAAACUACAUGUUUAGUCUUCAGUAGAGUAUCUUUCACAUUUUCUUUCUACCCUUUUUUUUUCUCCCCCCUCCCCUUUUUGAUUUUGGUUGUUUGAUGUGCAAUAUGUUUUUGUAUGCAGGUAGUAAAAUAAACUUUGAUCUUCCAUUUGC